Molecule: messenger RNA, 1299 nt
Organism: Acytostelium subglobosum LB1
Lineage: Eukaryota; Evosea; Eumycetozoa; Acytosteliales; Acytosteliaceae
Exons: 1
Source: RefSeq, a predicted model, not a curated record
AUGUACAAGUCAGUUUUGUUAGUAGCCAUGUUGGCUGUCGUCAUGUUUGCCAUGAGCGCAGAGGCCAUUGAUUGCCGCUUUGUCAAGUGUGCUGGUGUCAACGCCACCGAGUGCAGAUUGAAUGGUGGUCGUUUCAUUCCACGCAACGGAAGAGMGAGAUGUUGUGAUGAGUGCAAGAACAACUGUGCCGCCACCAUGUGUUUGGCCGUCGACCAAGCCACCUGUGAGGCCAACGGAGGUGUCUUCACCCCAGCCAACCUCUUCAACGGUCGCUGCUGCGCAUCAUGCUACUACGACCCAAUCAUGUGUGCAGCCGUCCAAUGCCUCCGCAUUGACGAGGAGCGCUGCACUGCCAACGGUGGUGAGUUCCUCCCAGCUGAUAUCUCCCAGGGCCGCUGCUGUGCCUCAUGCAAGAACAACUGUGAUCUGGUCGACUGUGCCAACGCCGACGAGCAGGCAUGCGUUGCCAACGGAGGCAACUUCAUCCCAGCUGAUAUCCCGCACGGAAAGUGCUGCGCCACUUGCGAGAACCCAUGCAACUGGGUCCGUUGCCAGUACGUCAACGAGACUGAGUGUAACUCCAACGCCGGCACCAUCUUUGCUCCACGCAACCCACCCAGCAAGUGCUGCGACACCUGUGAGGUCCGCAUGACCAUCGAGCCCCAGACAACCACCACCCGCUUCACCAUCGAGCCACAGCCAACCCUCAGCCCAUGCGCUGCCGUCCGUUGCGCCUACGUCGACGAGAAGAAGUGCAACAGCAACCCAGGCACCAUCUACGUCGCUGCCAACCCACCCAGCAAGUGCUGCGCCACCUGUGAGACUCGCUUCACCAUCGAGCCCCAAGACCCAUGCGCCCUCGUUCGUUGCGCCUACGUCGACGAGAAGAAGUGUAACUCCAACCCAGGCACCAUCUACUCUGCUGCCAACCCACCAAGCAAGUGCUGCGCCACCUGUGAGACUCGCUUCACCAUCGAGCCCCAGACUACCCGCUUCACCAUCGAGCCACAACCAACCUUGAGCCCAUGCGCUGCCGUCCGUUGCGCCUUUGUCGACGAGAAGAAGUGCACUGCCUCUGGCAAGAUCUUUGUCCCAGCCAACCCACCAAGCAAGUGUUGCGCCACAUGUGAGACUCGUUUCACCAUCGAGCCCCAAGACCCAUGCGCCCUAGUCCGUUGUGCCUACGUCGAUGAGAAGAAGUGCAACAGCAACCCAGCCACCAUCUACUCGGCUGCUAACCCACCAAGCAAGUGCUGCGCCACCUGCGAGACCCGCUUCACCAUUGAGCCACAGCCCCUC